CACAUCAGUCAUUAAAUUGCAAACAUACCCACGGAACUACCUGUCAAUUGAUUUUCAGUAGAUUGCCAUCGUUACACGCACCGUUUUCUCAGCCUUUCAACUCAUAGCGCUUGCAUUUCCCCUCUGCUUUUUUUUUUGCAUUACGCACAUUCCGCUUAGCUUUAAUUUCACCCCAUGUCCACUGCCUUUUUCAGCAGCUUGAAAGCAACGCCGGUGAAGGACGCGGAGCUUCCGCUGCACGACCGCGGACGACUUGCAAAACCUUCGGGGAUUGUGACGCUCUCAUACAACGCAACGGGCUCGCGACUCCUUGUGACACGCACAGAUCGGUCGCUCCGCGUGUGGCAGACUGCGGCAGACCGUGUACCAACCGCCGGCGCAACGAUUGAAGCGACGCACGACAAACCCGCUGAGAUGAUCAGCUGGCACCCGGCACACGAGUUCACGUUUGCUACCAUCGGGCUCGACGCAGACGUCAAGAUCUGGGACUGCGCCACGCUGAAGAAGGACAAGGCGUUGCUCAAGACACUCCGGCUCGGAUCCAGCAAGACUCGCCUCUUAUUCGUCGCAUACAGCGGCCUUGGGCGCUGGUUGGCGUGUGUCGACAAGGAGAACAACGUUUACUUGUUGGACACUACCCAAGGGUACCAUGUGGCUGCACACUUCCAGAUCAGACGGGAUAAUGUGUAUUCUGUGGCGUGGUGUAAUACCGAUGACUAUUUGUUUGUUGGGUUGGGGGAUGGAAGUAUUGCUAUAUACGAGGUGGAGGCCGCCGAAGGCGACGAAGGCGACGACGAGUCUUCGGAAGCCGUGGUGAAGCAAGAAGGCGGCGAAGCGGAGCCUAAAGACGUGGUGAUGGAAGCGGAGACUAAGCCUGUAAGUGAAACUCAAGGAACCAGCAACGCUUCUGAAAUAGCCGACAAGCACAUUGUAACCACGCCCCUGGUGACUGUCUCCGUCACAGCGUACCUCCCCUCACAGAGAUCUGCCGUGACGGCGCUCGCGUUCGAUCCCAGAGGCACCUACCUUGCGUCUGGCUCGCAGGCAGGGGUGCUCACUCUCUUCCCGACAGACACGUUGAUUCCGACUCAUAUCGUCACGGAUUGCGAUGAGCCAAUCACCGACUUGGAUACGUCCAUGGAGGGCACGUUUGUGGCGGCCUGCUUCGAGAAAGAGCCUGUGCGGGUAUACGAGACGAACGGUGGCUUGGUCCAAAAGUACGUGGUCCCGGAGAGCUCGGGGUGGAAGAGCUGGCUGCGCACGUGUUAUGCGAAGGUCGCCUGGUGUCCCGCGCGGACAGAGUUUGCGUACGUGGGUGACGACGGGAAGCUGGCAGUGGUUAUGAAGGGUGUUUUGGGGAAGGAGAAAAGGGAACACUAGUAAGGCAAGACCUGUGA
Babjeviella inositovora NRRL Y-12698 is the source of this 1397-nucleotide messenger RNA. RefSeq lists its product as uncharacterized. Bases 175 to 1380 code for a protein of 401 amino acids. The transcript has a single exon. NCBI's taxonomy places the organism in Eukaryota, Fungi, Ascomycota, Pichiomycetes, Serinales. The record is from RefSeq and is a predicted model, not a curated record. Gene Ontology annotation, biological process: mRNA export from nucleus. Gene Ontology annotation, molecular function: protein binding. Gene Ontology annotation, cellular component: THO complex part of transcription export complex.